This is a messenger RNA of Camelina sativa (false flax), 1149 nucleotides long. RefSeq names its product transcription factor BOA-like. Gene Ontology annotation, cellular component: nucleus. Gene Ontology annotation, molecular function: DNA binding; DNA-binding transcription factor activity. The record is from RefSeq and is a predicted model, not a curated record. Lineage: Eukaryota; Viridiplantae; Streptophyta; Magnoliopsida; Brassicales; Brassicaceae. Gene Ontology annotation, biological process: regulation of DNA-templated transcription.
GAAUUUUCCGGUCUUCUUCUUCGAUCUCUGAUCCGAAAAUUUCUAGUUUGAGCUUCAAGAGAGGAAUUGAAUGAUUUUGGAAUCGGUAAAGAAAGAAGAAGAGAGAGUGUGAAAAAAAAAAUGGGGAAGGAAGUUAGGAUGAGUGAUUACGGUGACGAUGACGUUGAACACGUACCGGAAUGGGAGAUUGGAUUACCGGAAGGAGAUGAUUUAACUCCGUUGUCUCAAUCUCUAGUCCCGUCGAUUCUAGCGUUAGCUUUUAGUAUAGUCCCAGAACGGAGCCGUACGGUUCACGACGUCGACCGUGCAUCGCAAGUCACGAUCUCUUCGUUGCGUAGCAGUAUUAGUGGCAAUGCUGCUUAUUCUGAAAUGGAGGAGGUCGUAGUAGUAGAUCGAGUUGGAUCGAGUAGUCAUGGAUCUGAUCCGAAGAAACAGAGGAGAUCAGACGGAGGUGGUGGUGGUGGUGAGGCUUCUGCUGCGGUUGAUUCCAUGGCGGAGGAGGAAGGUGAUUCAGGUACUGAGAAGACAUUGAAACGACCGCGUUUGGUGUGGACGCCACAGCUACACAAGAGAUUCGUUGACGUUGUUGAUCAUUUAGGGAUUAAAUCCGCAGUUCCGAAGACGAUUAUGCAGAUGAUGAACGUUGAAGGGCUUAGCCGUGAGAACGUCGCGUCUCAUUUGCAAAAGUAUAGGCUUUACUUAAAACGGGUUCAAGGUUUGUCGACGGAUCAAGAUGGUCCGUAUUCGUCUGAUCAGCUCUUCUCUUCGACUCCGGUGCCUCCACAGAGCUUUCAAGACGACGGAGGAAGUAACGGAGCUACCGGGAAAUUAGGGGUUACUUCGAUGAUCCCGAUGCCAGUUUAUGGGAAUCACGUUGGUAUGAUGCAAGGGCAACAUCAUCAGUUUCGUAACCAUGGCAAUGAAUCAAACCAGUAUAUGAUGCAACAGCAGAAUAGGUUUGGAAACAUGGUUACCUCUCCUUCUGUUGGUGGUGGUGGUGACGUGAAUAACAAGUAAAUAGGUGAGCUUGUGUUCGUACUGUUUCUUUUUAAGUAAAUUUAGAAUUUUUACACUGUUUGAGGACUGUGUUAUAACCUCUGUUUGUAAUAAACUUUUUGGCUAUUGUGCCCUUGUUACUUAAUUUGAUGA